Messenger RNA from Aspergillus eucalypticola CBS 122712, 454 nucleotides. RefSeq lists its product as uncharacterized. Lineage: Eukaryota; Fungi; Ascomycota; Eurotiomycetes; Eurotiales; Aspergillaceae. The coding region runs from base 138 to 371 and encodes 77 amino acids. The record is from RefSeq and is a predicted model, not a curated record. The transcript has 2 exons.
AACAUAUGCUCAUGGACGUGGGUUUAUCCUGUAAAAAAGGGGUGGAGACCGUCACACAACGGGGCUGUCAGAUGUCGUAUGAGGAAUACGGCGAUUCGGCUCUGCACGCAAAGGGAUAAACUCGGAAUCCACUGCUGAUGAAGUCAGUGGUAAUCCGUCUCUUAUGGAUCCCGGUCGUGGUUUCACCUGCCAUAUGUGAUGGGGUCUAUUCUAUGGACGCUGGAGAGCUGGGAAAAAUAUCGAGUGGAGUUGCUGAUAGAUGGCUGGAUAUACCUGAGCUGCACUACAACGCGAGUAGUAUACGGAGAUGUCCGAAUCGAAUCGGGUCAUCGGGCAUCUAUACCAUCGAAAGACCACUGCAGUCACAAUAGACUGCACACGGUAUGAACAACUCACAGAAAAGAAACUGCAUCACCACUCAUUCCACAGUUUGCCUUGGUGCGAGAGGGCUCGU